Molecule: messenger RNA, 945 nt
Organism: Colletotrichum truncatum
Lineage: Eukaryota; Fungi; Ascomycota; Sordariomycetes; Glomerellales; Glomerellaceae
Product: serine/threonine protein kinase
Biological process (GO): protein phosphorylation
Cellular component (GO): cytoplasm
Molecular function (GO): ATP binding; protein serine/threonine kinase activity
Source: RefSeq, a predicted model, not a curated record
AUGAUCCCUAGAGGCCUCGCCGCCCUCGGGACACCGUCCCUGGAGAUUGGACAGAUCCUGCUCGGAAAUGCUAGCAGGUACACUAUUCAGAAGAAGAUCCGCGAGGGCGUUUGGAUUGCUACUAACCCUACGGGUGGCAAGUCCAUUGUCAAAGGCGUCCAGGGUCUCUCUGGUGCUCAGAACGAACACAACGUCCUCCGCAAGUUCCAGGGCAACCCCUUCCUCCGCCCCGUCAUCGACGAGAUCCAGCAGGAUGCUCCCAUGAUUGUCCUUCGCCAUAUGGAUGACCACCUGCUCAACGCUACCAUCAAGAAGCCUCUGACCAACCGCGAGAUUCGCUUCGUCGCCCGCGCAGUCCUGCGUGGACUUUCUACCCUGCACAAGGAUGGUUACGUCCAUACCGAUAUCAAACCCGAUAACAUUCUUGUCAACUACGCUUCCGCCUCCGAGGCCGAUCCGGACCUACGCUUCUCUGACGUUCAGAUUGGUGACCUUGGCGCUUCGUACUCUGUCGACUCCGACGUUGCCCGUAAAGGUUUUCUGAUUGGCGCCCCUAUUUGGACGAGCCCGGAGGUGUUGAUGGAAGUCCCUUGGGGCACAGCGAGUGAUAUUUGGGCCUUUGGCUCCAUGAUGAUUGCAUUGUUACAUGGCGGCGAUUACAACCCCUUCCGCCCCACCAACGCUUCCUACCACGAUCGUAGCUACAUCUUCGAGGUCCUCCGUCAACAGUCCCGCCGCUUCGGCGCCAUUCCCCAGACCUAUCUCGAGCGUGCCCGCCCAGGCAAGGCGAUGGCAGCCAAGGCUCUCACAAUAGGGCGCAAGGUCGAGCCCCUCGACUUCCGCACCGCCUCACACUUCAUUAAUCGCAUCAUGCGCAUGGAUGCCGCUGAGCGUCCGUCUGCCGACCAGCUUUUGGAGGAGAUGUCUGGUCUGUUUGAGGACUAA